Molecule: messenger RNA, 1271 nt
Organism: Drosophila novamexicana
Lineage: Eukaryota; Metazoa; Arthropoda; Insecta; Diptera; Drosophilidae
Product: inactive pancreatic lipase-related protein 1
Exons: 6
Coding region: 178-1212 (344 amino acids)
Biological process (GO): lipid metabolic process
Molecular function (GO): lipase activity
Source: RefSeq, a predicted model, not a curated record
CGACGCGUUGUACCUUGACGUACAGGCAGGUUGAUGAAGUUUACAAACCCAACGAAUUUAGAUUCAUUGCGCGUUGGUUGCGAGUGCUUGCCUAAUAUUUAAUAUAAAUUACAUGGCAAAUAUUAUUGAGUGCUAUUGAUGGUUAAGUAAACGCUGUUGGCACAAACUGGCAGAAAUAUGCACAAAGCCAUUAAAAAUAAAUCCAGGUUAUUAUGUGGCCUGAAAGCCUCCAGGGCAGAUUUAACUACAGCCAAAUUCAUAUUGUACUAUGGACCCAGCGUAGCUGAUAGUGAUAUCUAUGAUCUGCAUGACUCCAAGAACUUGCUGGAAGAUGAGAAUUUGGAUUUGAGCAAAAAUACGGUACUAUAUUUGCAUGGCUAUCUGGAGGAUCCGGAUGUCGAGAGCAUACAUGUUAUCGCCGAGGCAUAUUUGGAGCGUAAUGAUACAAAUCUAAUUGUGCUGGACUGGGGCGAGCUGGCGGAUGGUAAUUACAUAUUCGAUGCGGUGGUCAAUGCCAAACAGUUGGGACCAGAGCUGGCUAAAGUUAUGCUGGACAUGUUCGAGCAUGGUUUGGACAUAGAGAAAUUCCAUAUUGUGGGUCACUCGCUGGGUGGUCAGAUGGCGGGGAUUAUAGGUCGGGAGAUUUUUAAACGCACCAAAGGCGUCAUGAAAAUAAAAAGAAUAACCGGCUUGGAUCCGGCAUUUCCGCUUUUCUACCUCACCGCUGGCUUGGGCUCCCAUCUAAACAAACAUGAUGCCGAAUUUGUGGACGUUAUACACACAGAUGCCUGGCUAUAUGGUGCACCGAGCAGCACGGGCACCGCAGACUUUUGGCCAAAUGGUGGCAAAACAUUGCAGCCGGGUUGCCCGAAACGCAAUUAUAAAAUGCUCAGCGAUAAUGAUUUGUCUAGCCACCGGCGCAGUUGGUGGUUCUGGGCCGAAAGCGUAUCCGAUCGUUUUCCAAUUAAGUUCGAUGCGGUGGCCGCCAAAAGCUGGGACGAUUUUAAGCAGAAGAAAAUUGUUGAAUCUGAGCAACCUAUAUACAUGGGUCAUAACUGUCCCACAAAUAUUCAUGGCGAUUUUUACUUACAAACCAAUGGCCUAACACCAUUUGCACGUGGAAAAGAGGGUAUCAACUAUGUCGACCCUAAAGAGUUAUUAGGUAAUAAUAAUACCUAUGAAAUUACGCUACCUGCGAAAGUAGACCAAUGAUAUGUGCUUACAAUAUAUAUUUUUGUAUAUAUAACGCACGACUAUGUGUGUAUAAAAUA